This is a messenger RNA of Rhopalosiphum maidis (corn leaf aphid), 2697 nucleotides long. It is a transcript of the gene Naa35, whose product is annotated as N-alpha-acetyltransferase 35, NatC auxiliary subunit. NCBI's taxonomy places the organism in Eukaryota, Metazoa, Arthropoda, Insecta, Hemiptera, Aphididae. Gene Ontology annotation, cellular component: NatC complex. The transcript has 13 exons. The coding region runs from base 365 to 2533 and encodes 722 amino acids. Gene Ontology annotation, biological process: N-terminal peptidyl-methionine acetylation. The record is from RefSeq and is a predicted model, not a curated record.
CAUAUUUUUUAGUCGUAUCACAUUUCUAUAAGUACUUACUACUUUACUACAUAAACGAAAAAUGAAUAAUAAAUUAUUACGUUAUACAUUAUUAAUAUAAUAAUAUUUAUUAUUUAAGUUUUUGCACGCGCACACUGCACACGAAAAUAACGACAUACCUAUUUAUAUGGUACCCAAACACUACAGUCUUCGCGUCGCAUGAAAUGAGCAGUCAAUAAAAACGCCUAUCUGCGCCGUAAAGCUCAGUGGUACGGAAGACGGUAUUACCUGACCGCCAUCGCCGGACAUACAGUUCAUCGAAUUACCAAAAUUAUCCGUCAUCCCUCAUCUGUUGAUUGCAAUCUCAAAAAGAAAUAUUAUCAGAAUGGAAACUGACUGUAAAUCAAUUUCAAAUCAAAAAAAUGAGUCUACAUCUAAUCCAAGUUAUAAUUGGAAGGAUGUUACUCCAGAAUUUUUUGAUUCAAUCAAAGAGUUAGAAUUAGGUGAACUUUUACAUGGAUACUUUUUUGGUUUGUUUGAAGCCAUGUCAGCUAUUGAAAUAAUGGAUCCCAAAAUGGACGCAGGGAUGAUGUGUAAUCGUGAAUCAAAAGCAAUAAAAUUAGAGGAUUUGAAAUUAAGUGAUCUUUCUGUGUCUGAACAAAUAUCAAUAAUAGAUGUUACAUUAGCUUGUCUUGUAUCAUGGCUUGAAGGGCAUUCUUUAGCACAAACAGUGUUCACAAAUCUAUAUUUCCAAAAGCCAUAUGAAAUUGAAGUUGUUCCAUUAAAAGCAUUUUGUAUAUGCAUUUAUAAAAUUAUUGAAGAAAUUAGGGACUUUGCUAACAGGGCACAAGUUUUUGAAGAAGAAGAUUUUCAACCUGCGCUUUAUAACUAUCAUUAUUUUAAUGAGAUUUCUGUCACUCGUGUGAUUGGCAUGAUGAGAGAAGUUGAUGAGUCUAUAAGUCAUAAAUUAAAAUCAAAUGCAAAUAAUGAUGAAAAUGAAUCCUAUAUUGCAUUAAAUACACGAAUUAAGUUUGUUAGACUUUUUUUUCAAAUUUUACUUUCUUUUAAUCGACGUGAGAAUCAUUCAAGUUCAAUGGGAGAAACCCAGAGGUUGUUAACUACUUGUGGAUUAUUAAUUCCUUCUUUAAUAAGCACCGUGGAUAAAGGAGUUCCCAAAGUUGGCCGUGAGAAAACAUCAAAUUAUUUUAAUUUUAUGCUCUAUUCUAUUUUUUGUUUAUAUUUUUCAGAUUGGUGUUAUGAUUUGGGCUUUGACCCAUUAAUAAAUCAAAAAUUGUUACCACCUACAUUUCCUCGUUAUACAAAAAUUAAACCGGCUGAUGAAGCUUAUGUUUAUUUUGAUUCGUUGUUAACAAGACUGAAACAAAUUUGUAAACUGACAAAUUGUACAACUUUUAUUAGUGCUUUGGAAUGUUUUAUUGAACUUGGUCACAAUAAUCACUUAUGUAUUGUAUCUAGAUCAAUUAUGCAAACGCUUUAUUUUCCUCAACCUAACCGAGUAUUUGGUACUCAGGAUUUUGAGGACUGUCUUAGAGAAUGGGCUAAGGCGUUUAUAGCACCACCAUCACUUAUACCGCGUUUAAACAUUUUGUCUAACUCUCAAGCUAAGGACUGUAUAUACAAUUUUUUUGAACAUUGUACUCGUCCAUUUGCCGGAUUGAUUCAAAUUUGUGGCCACAAUAAAGCUAGACAAAGAGAUAAGUUAGCACAUCUUAUGGAAGAUUUUUCAGCACUACAAGAUGAGUCUCAAAGGGUUGAUGCAUUUUUGCACUCAUUCUCAUCAAAAUUGGAUCCACCAAGAGAGCAUUUAGCUAGCUUUAGUACAUGGAUAAUUUAUCAUACAAUUAGAAUUAUGAUAAUGUACUUACUGUCUGGUUUUGAACUGGAACUGUAUAGUCCCCAUGAAUAUCAGUAUAUUUAUUGGUAUUUAUAUCAAUUUUUGUAUGGUUGGUUAGUGUCUACAUUAAAUAGAGCAGAUAAUGUGUUGCUUGGCAGCGAUUCACUGGUUGAUUCUCAAAAAAAUCGAACAAAACGGAAUAAGCCUAAAAAGAAAAAACCACAUCCAUAUAGUCAAGAAAUUGUUAUGUGUCAUGCAAUGCAAAGUUUAACUGGUGCUUAUUUUAAGACAUUGAUAGGAUUUCAACUAGAAGGUAAAAUUCGAACACCAAAACAUGCAAAAUUUGAUAAUGAAAAAGUUCGCUAUGAACACAGAUUUGCUGCAUUCUCUGCAGUAGCUGUACCUCCACCAUUUUCUUAUAAUGAAUUUCAAAUGACUAGAUGCCAAAUACGUGAUUCAGCAUCUGGAGAUUCUGGAAUGUUAUAUUUAAAUAGUUGUGAGCUAUUUCAUCAAGCAAGGUGUCUUUUAGAUACAAUUGCACAACCACACUCGCAACAAGUACUUGAUUUAAUAAAAGUAUGUAAAACAAAUUUUGUAACCAUGAAGUUACUAGCUAGUGGAUAUAUGAGAGGACCAGAUGUAUCGUUGGAUUUUGAUUUCACAACUAAUUCUCACUUUCCUAUAUUAAAGCUCAGCUAAUCUUGAACAAUAUUUUUAGACUAAAAAGAUAUUUAAUUAUUUAAAGACUGUUUGAAUCCAAAAUAAUUAAACACAAAAUAAUUUAAUCAUUAAAAUUGUAUGUGGCAUUUGUUUGUUUUUUUUUAUUUUGUAUAAAUGUGUUGAGACGUGUUGUGAUGUAAAAA